CGCGCAACUGCUGUAAGCGGAAGUAUUCGAAAAUAGAAGCGGGAAAGACGGUAGAGUUUUGUUUUGGUCCAGAACAGCCACGUUGUUGACAACGUUGUGCAACAGUUGACAGUUUUAAGACUCGUUUUUAAACACAGAAAAAACACGUUUGUGUUGUGUUUCUUCACCGGGGUUAGCAACUGUAACGCUAGCUUAGCCUGCUCGUUGCUCUGCGUUGACGUUGUUGCUGAAACUAGUUUAGCAGAUAUGAAACCUGUGCGAGGGUCAAAGCGGACGCCUUCAAAAGCUCCAAAUCUGAAGAAAAAGAGAAAAAUAGAUGAGACGGUGAGACACAAACAAACGGGACAACAGGAGAAGAAGCUCAGUGAAAACAACGGUACCAAACCGGGACAGAAGAGAAAAGCUGUCGAUCGAUCGUCACCCCUACCUAAGAAAGUCAAAGGACAGGAAAACUGGAAGCUGAUGCCACUGUCUACCGUCACUGCUCUGGAGAAUAUAAUGGACCUGUCAAUUCUGGCUACUCUUGCUUUGAGGAAGACACAGAUGAAGGAGAGUCAGGAACACCUGAACAUGAUGAAAAGCAGGUUCCUGGCUCAGUGUGUGCAGCUCAAAGUUCCAGCACAGAAACAGAAACAUAUGGAGUGUUCAUCUUACCACCAGCAGAGGGCGACCGAGAGCUCAGAGGCUGGAAAGAAGACUCUGAAAAAACUGGAGAGCGACUUGAAGUCUGUGGUCGUUGCUCUGGAGGAGGCAGAGGAGGAGACAGAGUCUUUAAAGCAAACAUGCUUAGCACUGAGAGACCAGCUGGAGGAUGAGGAGGAGAAAGCCAAAGAGAGCUUACAGCUACGUGAACAAACAGUCCUCAACCUUCCCCCUCAUCGCCCACCAGCAGAUGAACCAACAUUAGAGGCUUUAAUGAGAAAAACAAUACCAGACAAUGAGUGCGAGGCCACUUCACAAAGACUGGGAGAAAUCCUGCAGAACUCAGAGGCCAUACAGAAUGCACAGGUGCUGCUUCUACAUGCACACAAACACGCUGAUGAACUCUAACGCUGGCUUUACUCCGAUCAGUGGUGAACCUCAGUUUGAGGGAAGCUCGCCCAAUCUCUGUUUACACAGUUCUGAACACUGAAAUCUUGGAACCAAGCAAAGUGAACAGGUGUAAGCAGUGUGCAUUGCACACAAUGUUUGCCAUGUUAGUGUUUUGGGGGACACAUUACUAGGGGUCAAAUAGCUGUACUUUUUGUGGGUGAGCAUGAAUGUGCACUAAGCAAAUGCAACAUAAGUAAUUGUAUAUAAUCCAUAUGGGUUUGUGUAAAGUGAUAUUUGAGGUCGUAUAUGUGAACCAGUCCAGCCUGGGUCCGUGGUAACUUGGCUGCCUGCAGGCACGGAGGGGAAAACUGAUUUUAGCCACUUAACAUAAGAUUCACUUAAUAAAAUCUACAUCAGCUUUAGUCUAUGAUAUCUUAAAAGCAUGUUCCCUGUCUUUUUACUUGCCGUUAGAUGGACUUUUCCCGAAAAGAAACUGAAGAUUGUAAACAGCUCACUCUCCACACCAGAGUCCAUAGAGAAAAUUAGUGACUUUACAUCAUAACACAUUAAUGCACUGCUGCCUCCAUCAGUAAAUAUGAAGAUGAUAUAUUGUGACAUUGCAGAUUUAAGUGACAUAAAUGUUCUAAAUGAGGCAGCAGUAGACCAGAAGCUCCUGUCUUACCAUAAAAAUUAUGAUUUUCUCUCUGGGCUCUGGUGUAGGAAAAUGACCUUAUUGCAAGCUUCAUUUUCCAGCCAGAAAAGGUUGUCUAGUGAUUAGAACAAGUAGCAACACAUUCUUAAGAUAUUGUAGGUAUAAGGAGGUGUAGAUUUUAUAACAUGAGCCUUUUGAUAAAAGCCUAAAACCUGUGUCUCAUGUAAGUCCACGGAAAUGGAGGUGCGGCAGCACUAUCGGCAAAUUAAGUGUUGAUAACUUGUCAAUAACACAAUCAUACAGCAACACUUUGAAAAACCUUAACUAUCCCUAAAACAAGGAAAGAAAUGCCUGCCUUUACUUCAGCAUUUUAUUAAAUAUGAGUAUUUUAAUUGAAAGGUUAUACUUUGAAAACAAAGUUCACAUAUCUAAACUUCAUUAAAACUGAUGAUGUACUCACCAAUAAAGACUAAUUGCUCA
Messenger RNA from Solea solea (common sole), 2164 nucleotides. It is a transcript of the gene cenpq, whose product is annotated as centromere protein Q. NCBI's taxonomy places the organism in Eukaryota, Metazoa, Chordata, Actinopteri, Pleuronectiformes, Soleidae. The transcript is spliced from 8 exons. Bases 247 to 1050 code for a protein of 267 amino acids. The record is from RefSeq and is a predicted model, not a curated record.